AUGUGUUUCUUUCUUCAAACCAUACCCAAAUAUUAUAUUAAUGGAUCCAUCUAAGAAUCUUAUUAAAACGAAAUCUUUCUAUAACCUAAAAGAUUUGUCACAAAUUUCUUAUAGUAAUAUUUUGUUAACAGUUUAUCAAAUAAACGAUUAAAAUUUUAAGAAUAAGGCAGUAAAGCAAACCUUGAAUAUUUAAAAAGAGCCUUCCUUAAAAAAAUAGCCAAAACCUUGAUUAAGGAAGAUUCAAAAAUGAUUCGACCUCGUUUGGACGUGUCCUAUUUAACUGAUGUCUGGUUAAUGAAGAAUCCCAUCAGAAAAUAGAUUAAUGUAAAAGUAUUCUAUUUUUUAAUUUUAGGAUGAAGUAGUAGUUUCAAUUAAUUAUAAUAACAUUAACUCCUCCAUUAAUGAUAUUAUAAAUCAAUUUUUUACAAAAUUUCUAUAAACUUACCAAAUUCAAAAAUUGCAAUAAAGACUCAUAAACGACUUAAACAAAUCGCUGAAGUUGAGUAACCUGUUCAAGAAUUGUCUUAAUACGAAGAAAAGUGGUUAAAUACGCUUUAAAAUAAUUAAUAAAAUAGCUGCUUCAUCUCUAUAUCAAAAUGUGAUUUUUAAUAUCCUCAUAGAUCCUUUUAAGGUCAUCCUGUGUUCAUAUAGAUGUAAUAUAUUCUAAAAUAAAGUUCUAAAUAAGACUUAUAUGAAAAAGCUAUAAUAUUAUUAAUAUAUUAUUAUUGAAGCUAACCUCAUAAUAUUUUUGUAAGCAUUAAAAAAAUAUCCAUCUAGUAAGUGUUAUUAGCUUAAUUGA
Molecule: messenger RNA, 799 nt
Organism: Paramecium octaurelia
Lineage: Eukaryota; Ciliophora; Oligohymenophorea; Peniculida; Parameciidae
Source: the annotation of a GenBank genome assembly